This is a messenger RNA of Bursaphelenchus okinawaensis, 2210 nucleotides long. The record is from the annotation of a GenBank genome assembly. NCBI's taxonomy places the organism in Eukaryota, Metazoa, Nematoda, Chromadorea, Rhabditida, Aphelenchoididae.
AUGAACGACUACAUGUAUGACACAGGGGGUUCAUCACAAAUGACAUCCCAAAAUCAAAUGAGAAACGAUAUGCCGGGCUCAUCAUUACAACAGAUUCCACAAUCUUCCCACCAGAUGCCGGGCUCGUCGAACAAUCAGAAGGAACGGUUUGCACGAGAAAAUCAUAGUGAAAUCGAAAGGAGACGAAGAAACAAAAUGACACAUUACAUCAACGAGCUCGCCGAGAUGGUACCUCAAUGUGCGGCUUUAGGUAAGCGUUUUUGAUCAUUUCUUUUUGAUUUUUAGGUUGAAGAAAGAAUGGUUUAGAUAUUUUUGUGGAUGUUGAAUAGGUCUUGUUACCUAAAUUUAAAAAUACUUGAUUUUUUUGGCCAAGUUUAUUUUAUUUUCAAUCCUUUAUUAAAAAAAAACCUCAAAUUUUAGGCCGAAAACCGGACAAACUGACAAUUUUACGAAUGGCCGUGACCCACAUGAAGCAGAUCCGUGAAAUAUCCACCCCAUCCGAUCCAGCCCUCGCCAAUAUCAACAGUUACAAGCCCACCUUCCUUACAGACCAAGAGCUGAAACAUAUGAUCCUAGAGGCGGCCAAUGGCUUUCUCUUCGUUGCAGCGUGUGACAGCGGCCGAAUACUGUACGUAGCUGAUAGUAUACUGCCGGUACUAAACCUGCGACAAGAAGAAUGGCUAGGCCAUUCAAUAUACGACUUGGUGCAUCCGGAUGACAUGGAUAAGGUCAGGGAUCAGUUGUGCGCUUCUGAAGCCAAUUUGAAUCGGACGUUGGACUUGAAGAAUGGUGCGGUUAAGAAGGACCAGCGAGUGGGACCACCUGUUCAUAUGGGUUGUAGGAGGGGAUUCAUAUGCAGAAUGAGAUUGGGUAAGGAUUUUUGGACUUUUAAUUUAAAAUGGCAUAAAAUUGCAUUUUUAAAGAUUUUCUGUUGUGUAAAGAAAGUUAUUGCCAUUUCAGGUAACAUAGAACCCUUGCACAGGCUUCGUAAUCGCCGUCCCUUGUUCACACACAACGGUCAAACCUAUGUUGUUAUGCAUUGUACAGGAUACGUGAAACAAACACCGCCACAGGGCGUGGAACAAACCCACGCUAGUUGUUUGGUUGGUGUGGCUAGGCUGCAGGUGAGGAAAUUUUUUACACCUUUCAAAAUGACCUUUGUUACCUAAAACUGCCAUUUUUUAAAUAAAGUGACGUUAUUUAUAUCCAAAAAUGACAUUUUUUACCACCCCAACCUUCAGGUAGCCUCCAUGCCCACAAUAAAACCGGACGGCAUCGACGGCGAACAGUUCUGCAUGAGGUGGAACGACGAAGGCAAAAUCACGUUUGUCGACCAACGUAUUCAGCAUGUUCUGGAAAUCCAGGCCGACGACCUAACCGGGCAUUACUGUUGGCAGAACGUGCAUCCAGCUGACGAACCUCUAGUCCGAGAAGCCUUCACCCAACUCAUGCAAAACAAUCAGGAAUUCCAGCUGAGGUACAGGUUCGCACGGCCGAACGGCACGUUCGCACAGUGUUCCGUGGAAGCGUACAAGUUCAUGAAUCCAUACUCGGAACAGUUUGAAUAUGUGGUGGCAACGGCACGGUACGGUGAAGCAACGACGAAUAAUGGUCAAGGAGCGAAUCCAAAUCAGAAUGCAACGUUAAAUCAGAAUCCGACGAUAAGCCAGAAUCCGGUUAUCAACCAGAAUCCGACAAUCAAUCAGGCUUCAGCUUUGAACCAGGCCAUCAAUCAAAAUCAAGCUUUUGAGGCGCAGCAAUGGACUCAAAAUCAGUCGGUAUGGUGAUUUUUUGAUUUGCAAAGAAAGUUAUUGCGGCUUUUGGUAUCGUAAAGAAAGUUAUUGCCAUUUUUUGAUUUUUAAAAAAAGUUCUUGUCAUUUUUGGUUUUUUAAAGAAAGUUAUUGCCAUUUUUUGUUUUGUAAAGAAAGUUCUUGCAAUUUCGCGCUAUGUAAAGAAAGUUCUUGUCAUUUUGUCAUUUUAAACAUUUCGAAUUACAGCCGGUCGAACAACAACUCCCCUCCUCCACAAUGGCCUUCCAGCCCCAACUCAACCCGAUGGCUUUGAAUGCGACCGUCCCAACCACGAUGAACUCAGUCGACCCAUGGCUGAACCAAAUCCAGCCUCAGCCAUCGCUCUACCAGAGCUGGAGUCAGGAAACGGCCGAAACCCUUCCAAUCGCUCAAUCUCAAUGGACUUAUUUGAACCAAUAA